GCGAUUGAACCUUCCCUUUUUCUCCCUCGGCGUCGUGGAUCAGCAUGCCUCAGAGAGUCUGCUCCAAGACCUACAAGGUCCCCAAGAGGCCUUUUGAAUCCGAACGUCUCGACCAGGAACUCAAGCUUGCUGGAGAGUAUGGUUUGAGGAACAAGCGGGAGCUCUGGCGUGUGGGUUACAGCUUGUCCCACAUUCGUCGUGCUGCUCGUGAGCUCUUGACCCUCGACGAGAAGGACCCUCGCCGCUUGUUCGAGGGCAAUGCUCUUAUCCGCCGGUUGAUACGUACUGGCGUUUUGGACGAGAGCAAGGCCAGGCUCGACUAUGUGCUUGGUCUGAAAAUCGAAGAUUUCCUGGAAAGGCGUCUGCAGACCCAGGUCUUCAAGCUUGGAUUGGCCAAGUCCAUCCACCACGCUCGUGUGCUUAUUCGUCAGAGACACAUUCGCGUCGGCAAGCAGGUCGUGAACAUUCCCAGCUUCAUUGUCCGUUUGGACAGCCAGAAGCACAUCGACUUUGCUCUUACCUCUCCCUACGGUGGUGGCCGUGUUGGCCGUGUGAAGCGCAAGCGUCAAGCCGCUGCUGCCAAGGGUGACGAAGCCGAGGACGAAGAAUAAGCGUUGGGGCCAUAAUUUUCAUCGACUUAGAUGUUUGUACAUGUUUGUCGUUCCCGGUUGCCUGUACGAUUUCGGGGAGCUGGGAGGAGCUGUUCACUUUCUGUUCAAAUAUUACAAUCAUUUUAGGUGCUACGGCACCAAAGUGGAAAA
Spizellomyces punctatus DAOM BR117 is the source of this 761-nucleotide messenger RNA. RefSeq names its product 40S ribosomal protein S9. The record is from RefSeq and is a predicted model, not a curated record. NCBI's taxonomy places the organism in Eukaryota, Fungi, Chytridiomycota, Chytridiomycetes, Spizellomycetales, Spizellomycetaceae. Gene Ontology annotation, biological process: translation; positive regulation of translational fidelity. The coding region runs from base 45 to 611 and encodes 188 amino acids. The transcript has 4 exons. Gene Ontology annotation, cellular component: cytosolic small ribosomal subunit. Gene Ontology annotation, molecular function: rRNA binding; structural constituent of ribosome.